GGUUAAACAUAUAUAAUUGGAUAGCAUAUUCCGCAUUCCUUGAACAUUCCCUGUAAGUGGAGAAGAUCUAUCAACCAACCUGCUUGUUUAUCUACGAAAUUUCCAAGGUCUAUUCUGCGUAUGUGCUUCAACUCGCCGCACAGUCGAAUAGAGAGAGAAGAAGGAAUAAGAAAAUGAAGGCUGCUAGAUACUACGGCAUCAAAGAUGUGCGUAUUGAGGAGAUUAGUAUUCCAAAGCGCCCAUCGGAUCAUUUACUCUUACGGGUUGCUUGGUGCGGUAUAUGUGGGACUGAUUUGACGAAUUAUCACACUUGUCCAUUGGCUACACCGGCUCCAGGGAAACAGGACCCUAUAACUGGGGAUACUCUCCCUGUGACUUUGGGUCAUGAGCUCUGUGGUCGUGUAGUUGAGGUACCUGAAAACUGCCCCUUGGAAGUUGGACAAGCUGUCAUGGUUGAUCCCCGCCUCUAUUGCUCAGAGUGUUCCAUGUGUAAACAAGGAGACACGAAUCUUUGCUACAAGCUGGGCUUUGUUGGCUUAAGCGGAGGCGGUGGGGGUGGUUUCUCGGAAUUCGUCGCUGUCGACCCUACGCGAUGCUACCCCAUUGCUGACUCAAGCCUGGACACGGCAUGUCUGAUCGAGCCUCUAGCAGUUGCAAGACACGCCCUCCGACAAUCCGGGUUUUCUGAAUUUCGAGACAAGACUUCACUUAUCCUUGGCGCUGGACCAAUAGGACUUGCAGUCAUCCACAAUCUCAAAGCAGUCGGAACGGGACCUGUGUUUGUAUCAGAGCCAUCUUCGUUGAGACUGGAGUAUGCACGAGAUAUUGGCGUCACUGGAAUAAACCCUCAAGAAUCAAAUCUUGUAGAUACGAUUGAGCAGCUCACCAAUGGUAAUGGCGUUGAUGUUGUAUUUGACUGUGCAGGUUUCAUCCCUGCUAUGGCACCAGCAAUGUCAUCUUUGCGCAAAAAAGGGAAAUACGUCCUUGUGGCAGUUCCAACAAAGCCAAUUACAUUACCACCAACAGAGUGGUAUGCUCGAGAAAUAACAGUCGUUGCCUCGGUCGCUUAUAACGAUGUUGAUUUUCAAGAGGUUGUCAAGGAUUUCAACGAAGGCAAGUUUAAGGGUGUGGAGAGGAUGGUCAGUAGGCGUAUUCACCUGGACCAGUUCGUUGAUCAAGGGCUGGAAGCGCUGAUAACAUCGAAAGACACUUUGCUAAAAGUUCUUGUUGAACCGAAAUAAAUUGCUUUGACGACCAUCGCUUAGAAUAGAAAGAUUUUGUAAGCUUCUUGAGUCUGCGUCGACCUAAAUUGAAUGGAGUGAAAGUACAGAAGGGAAUCAAAAGUAACUCCAAGUAAGAAAAAUAUGUGUUUUAUACAAACGAUGCACAAGUAUUGAUAAAAGUAUUGAUAAUACAUCUUUC
Messenger RNA from Bipolaris sorokiniana ND90Pr, 1422 nucleotides. RefSeq lists its product as uncharacterized. The transcript has 4 exons. The record is from RefSeq and is a predicted model, not a curated record. Lineage: Eukaryota; Fungi; Ascomycota; Dothideomycetes; Pleosporales; Pleosporaceae. The coding region runs from base 174 to 1241 and encodes 355 amino acids.